Messenger RNA from Haemonchus placei, 312 nucleotides. The record is from the annotation of a GenBank genome assembly. Lineage: Eukaryota; Metazoa; Nematoda; Chromadorea; Rhabditida; Trichostrongylidae.
AUGUUGAUCUCAUUCUAUGGAUUGACGGCACUCGCUGCGAUCUGCUCGUCUUAUAAGAUCGUUGUAUUCGCACCCGAUAUCUCCAAUAGCCAGGUUGGUUGGAAUAAGCGAGUCUCAGAAACACUAGCUAAAGCCGGACAUGAUGUAACCGUAGUGCUGGUCCAGACAUUAGAAGAUCCUGACAAAGACAUCAGCUUUAACUCUCAGGUCAAGGUGGUCCCAGUCAAUGCUUCAUCCGGUCUCACUAAGAAGGGUUUUGAAGAGUUCACGAAAGAUACCGUUUUUGGAGUGAGUAAAUUCGAACUUGCAUAG